Messenger RNA from Mollisia scopiformis, 783 nucleotides. RefSeq lists its product as uncharacterized. The record is from RefSeq and is a predicted model, not a curated record. NCBI's taxonomy places the organism in Eukaryota, Fungi, Ascomycota, Leotiomycetes, Helotiales, Mollisiaceae. The transcript is spliced from 2 exons. Bases 1 to 783 code for a protein of 260 amino acids.
AUGGCACAGUACGAGUCGCAAAUCACCGCGAUCUGUGCUCGGGCUACCGGGUGUACCCUUGAGGAGAUUAUGCGCUUUUGUAUAAAUCAGUAUACCUACCUGAAGGAUUUAAAUCCGACCGCCAGCAAUGAGGCCACUCGGUGUCGUGCUGAAAUGAUCGCUUGUAUGCGCUUCGCACCCCAGUACUUCCGUGAGAUCUGCGACCACAAUGAUCCGCACAUCGUGGAGUUGUUAGAGGAGUUGGACGCAGCACGGCUGAUCGUACCAUUGGUUGGGAGCACUAUCUCACAGAAUAAUGACACCGCGGUCCACCACUCGAGCGUAUCUGGAGAGACAUCAUCCAGCCUUACAUGCGCCCCGGAAGAAAUCGACGAGAAGAUAAGAAACCAAGAAGCGGUCAUAUCGAAAAUGACAAAGGAGGCCAGAAUACGCGAUCGCAUUGACGCUUCGCAGGCUCGGCGACUUGCUAAGGACUUGGAUCGCAAGAUGAAGACGCUGUCAAUCGACCACAAGAAGACCAAUCACAGCUCCAUCCGCAAGAGAAAGAGUGCAAAGAUAGUCAGUAAGAUACCUAGAAAGUCCUUCAGGGUAGACGAGCAACUGCUGGAAGAUACUAGCCAAAAAGACGGAGUGAGUGUGUCAUCAGAGAUGAAGGAUGGAGGUCCGACAAGUCAUCCAUCUAUACCUCAAGCUGUAUUCUCUACCAUGUCCAGGGUAGGCGAGGAUGAUGAUCAGUAUGUGAGAAGGCGUCCUACAGAUCUUGAUGUGGAGAUGUCGGGAUAA